This is a messenger RNA of Kogia breviceps (pygmy sperm whale), 828 nucleotides long. It is a transcript of the gene ZGLP1, whose product is annotated as zinc finger GATA like protein 1. Gene Ontology annotation, cellular component: nucleus. Gene Ontology annotation, biological process: regulation of transcription by RNA polymerase II; spermatogenesis; oocyte development. The record is from RefSeq and is a predicted model, not a curated record. Gene Ontology annotation, molecular function: sequence-specific DNA binding; zinc ion binding. Lineage: Eukaryota; Metazoa; Chordata; Mammalia; Artiodactyla; Physeteridae.
AUGGAGGCCGAGCCAGCCUCGGACUUGUCGAUGCUUCGAGAACUGCUGGCGCCAGCGCCGCCCUGUCUGGACCCCGAACCGCCCCCGGAACUCCCCACCCAGCAGGCACCAAGGACCCCAGGAUGCCUCAGACCCAGUGGCAGGUCCUUCUGGCCUGCACACCAGGACUCGGUCACCACCCUGCACUUCCUCCAAGAGACAGCAGAGGGGCUGGCCCAGCCCCCCACCUGGGACACCCAGGCCCUAGGGCCCUGCUGGGAGCCGAAGGCCCUGGAGACUCUGGGAGCCCUACCUCUGGCCAAGGAUGCCAAGAACAUGCUGACCCCAGUCAGCCAGCAGAGCCCCAGCCUGGGGCCCCGAGUGGCUCCCCCGGCCUCUUCAGCCCAGCCACAGAGGAGACCACGGAAGCAGUCGAACCCCCAGCGGGGCGCCGAGCAAGUGGACCCCCGGUUCGAGGGGGUGACCCUGAAGUUUCAGAUAAAGCCAGAUUCCAGCCUACAGAUCAUACCCACCUACAGCCUGGCCUGCAGCACCCGCUCUCAGGGUCCCCCGCCAGGCCCUGCCAGAGGCCCAGAGGCCAACGCAGGAGGCAGCGAGGCUCUGGGGCCCCGACGCUGUGCUUCCUGUAGGACCCAGAGGACCCCACUCUGGAGAGAUGCCGAAGAUGGGACCCCGCUCUGCAAUGCCUGUGGUAUCAGGUACAAGAAAUAUGGCAGCCGGUGCUCCAGCUGCUGGCUGGUGCCCAGGAAAAGUGUCCAGCCCAAGAGGCUGUGUGGCAGAUGUGGGGUGUUGCUGGGUCCCCACCCAGUCCCAACUCAGGAAGGGUAA